AUGGGAGUCGAGAAAAUGGGAAUGGAAGACGUUGACUCUGCUCUCAUGGAGAAGGGCCAGAAGUCGCCAGCGCCCCCUGCUCCCAACAGGUAUGAGAGGGUGUUCCAGCCCUGCCUGGCCGAGCUAAUUGGGACCAUGUUCUUCGUUUUCGUCGGCUGUGUGUCGGUCAUCGAGAACGUGCCUGCAGCUGGACGCCUGCAGCCGGCUCUGGCGCACGGACUGGCUGUGGCUGUGAUGGUGGCGGUCAUGGACAACAUCAGUGGCUCCCACUUCAACCCUCCCUUCACAAUUGCCAUUUACCUGUGCGGAGGAAUGGAGCUGAUGAUGGUGGCACCUUAUCUUGCCUGCCAGGUGAUUGGAGGAGUGCUCGGAGCGGGAAUGUCCAAGAUGAUGACCCCCGCAGAUCGAUACUUAAACGCCACAGGAGCCGCGUUCGAUAUCCUCAAGUCCGAGAGCCAGCUGUCCGGGGCCAUCUUCGGGGAGGUGGCCAUGACCUGCCUGAUCACCAUGGUGGUGCUGCUGGUGGCCGUCAACCACAAGACCAAGAACCCACUGGCUCCCUUCCUGGUGGGCUCCACUGUCAUCAUCAACGUCUUGGCAGGAGGUGAUAUAUCAGGGACGUGUCUGAACCCAGCCAGGGCUUUCGGCCCCGCCGUGAUGACCAACUACUGGACCUACCACUGGGUCUACUGGGUGGGACCCAUAGGAGGAGGUCUGGUGGCUGCUGCUCUGCUCAGGCUCAUCCUCGGUGACGACAAGUUACGAGUGGUUAUGAAAUCAUAA
Messenger RNA from Limanda limanda (common dab), 783 nucleotides. Its product is annotated as aquaporin-8-like. Lineage: Eukaryota; Metazoa; Chordata; Actinopteri; Pleuronectiformes; Pleuronectidae. Gene Ontology annotation, molecular function: water channel activity. The coding region runs from base 1 to 783 and encodes 260 amino acids. Gene Ontology annotation, biological process: water transport; transmembrane transport. The record is from RefSeq and is a predicted model, not a curated record. Gene Ontology annotation, cellular component: plasma membrane. The transcript has 5 exons.